GCCGUGGGUGACGUCACUCACGUAGGCGUGCCUCGGGAAUUCGGUGUAUUUAUAGGCGGCCGCUCGGGCUGAUACCUACUAUUCCCGAGUCAGGGUCACAGAGUAAGCUAAGGAAUCAUGGUGCUGCUUUGGAGUAUUGUUGCAGUUUGCCUAACUGCGGUGUGUGCUGCCCCUUCUAUGGAUCCUGAGCUGGAUAGCCACUGGCAGCUGUGGAAAAGCUGGCAUGCCAAAUCUUAUUCAGGGAAUGCAGAAGGUUGGAGGAGACUAGUAUGGGAAAAGAACCUUAAAAUGAUUGAGAUGCACAACCUCGACCACUCUAUGGGAAAACACUCCUACAGGAUGGGAAUGAACCAGUUUGGAGACAUGACCACAGAAGAGUUCAGACAGUUGAUGAAUGGAUACAAACGCACUCCCUCAAAGGCAGUUGGAGCAACAUUCCUAACUCCCUUAAACUUUGAAGCACCCAAAACAGUCGACUGGCGCAAACAUGGAUAUGUAACACCAGUUAAAGAUCAGGGGCAGUGUGGUUCAUGCUGGGCUUUCAGUGCCACUGGUGCUCUUGAGGGACAGCACUUCAGGAAAACCGGAACCAUGAUUUCUUUGAGUGAACAAAAUCUAGUCGACUGUUCUAGAUCCGAAGGCAAUGAAGGCUGUAAUGGUGGGCUAAUGGAUCAAGCUUUCCAAUACGUAUCUGAUAAUAAUGGUAUCGAUUCUGAGGAAUCAUACCCAUACACUGCUAAGGAUGGCACAGAGUGCAAAUAUGACCCAUCUUUCAACUCUGCAAAUGACACUGGUUUUAUGGAUAUCAAGAAGGGAGAUGAGAAGGCACUCAUGAAGGCUCUUGCUUCAGUAGGCCCAAUUUCUGUUGCAAUUGAUGCAGGACAUUCCUCAUUCCAGUUCUACCAAUCUGGAAUCUAUUAUGAGCCAGAGUGCGAUAGCAGUUCCCUUGAUCAUGGUGUUCUUGCUGUUGGCUAUGGAUCUGAAGGAUCAGAUGAAGAUGGAAAAAAAUACUGGAUUGUGAAGAACAGCUGGAGUGAUAAAUGGGGAAACGCAGGCUACAUUUGGAUUGCAAAGGAUAGAGACAACCACUGUGGAAUUGCUACAGCUGCUAGUUAUCCUCUAGUCUAAUUUGAAGAUCCCUGUCUAGAAUUCAUCAGAUGUGAAUCUUGUUUUAAAGAACUGACUGUUUACUUACUGCUCAAUGACAUGUUAUUGUCACAUGUUGGGUUUUGUGUCCCACAUUCAAGCUGGAUUAUAAUUUGUUUACGUUUAUCAUAAUGAACUUGUUUUGUUUGUAAUUCUUUUGUAAUAUUAAAUAAACUUGUUAAAUCAACUUAUU
Pelobates fuscus (common spadefoot toad) is the source of this 1339-nucleotide messenger RNA. RefSeq names its product cathepsin L (gene CTSL). Gene Ontology annotation, biological process: immune response; positive regulation of peptidase activity; positive regulation of apoptotic signaling pathway. NCBI's taxonomy places the organism in Eukaryota, Metazoa, Chordata, Amphibia, Anura, Pelobatidae. Gene Ontology annotation, molecular function: cysteine-type endopeptidase activator activity involved in apoptotic process; cysteine-type endopeptidase activity. The transcript has 8 exons. The record is from RefSeq and is a predicted model, not a curated record. The coding region runs from base 118 to 1128 and encodes 336 amino acids. Gene Ontology annotation, cellular component: lysosome.